This is a messenger RNA of Nothobranchius furzeri (turquoise killifish), 4530 nucleotides long. RefSeq names its product pre-B-cell leukemia transcription factor 4 (gene pbx4). The record is from RefSeq and is a predicted model, not a curated record. Gene Ontology annotation, cellular component: nucleus. Gene Ontology annotation, biological process: neuron development; embryonic organ development; brain development. Gene Ontology annotation, molecular function: RNA polymerase II cis-regulatory region sequence-specific DNA binding; DNA-binding transcription factor activity, RNA polymerase II-specific. Lineage: Eukaryota; Metazoa; Chordata; Actinopteri; Cyprinodontiformes; Nothobranchiidae.
CGAGCCACACCGCUCAGCUCGCGCUGAGAACAUCUCACAGACUCGCGCGACAUCAACAACAAUGGCAAAUCGUGUUCUGUUUUGGUAGAUUUCUGAUAGGAGCUGCGCUAUCCGAAACUACAUGGUCACACCUAAUUUAAUCCUCGAUUUGAACGCGACGUUUGAAGCCGUGCUUGUUCGUUUGCGGUUACAUUCUUCGGUGUACGUUUUCUUUUGAAAAUGUGCGAGGCGUUCUCUGAGUCUGUGCAUGUGUGUCCCUGCUGCUUUUCUGCUGGGCUACUGCUACUAACCUAGCUGCCUUUCAGACGGUGGUUAGCCAGCGUUAGCAUUGGCUCGUUUUUUACUAGUCAAAAGAAGAAAUAGGUGAAUGUAAAUCUUAUUUUUAUUAUAGGAUUUAUGCAACCAAUCUCUAAUCGCUUAUUGUCACUGCUGGGUGCGGAAAGAAGUAUUGUAUGAUUUGUCGUAGAAAACACUUUGCUGGCUAGCUGAAAGGCUAGCUAUUUGAUUGUAUUCUUCGACUGAAGAAAACGGCGAGUUUUCUUUUAAAGUAUGGAUGAUCAGACCAGGAUGCUGACGGGGCUCACCGGACUCGGUGGACUAUCGCAACCCGAUGUCGGUGACCCAGACUCGGUCAGGAAACAGCAAUCUCUCGGUCAACCGCAACAAGACAUUGGGGAUAUUCUUCAGCAAAUAAUGGCCAUCACCGACGAAAGCUUGGACGAAGCACAGGCCAGGAAGCAUGCCUUGAACUGUCACAGAAUGAAGCCAGCGCUCUUCAGCGUUCUCUGUGAGAUCAAAGAGAAGACGGUGCUGAGCAUACGAGGUGUGCAGGAGGAAGACCCGCCGGAUCCCCAGAUCAUGCGGCUGGACAACAUGCUACUAGCAGAAGGUGUAUCAGGACCAGAGAAAGGAGGAGGAUCAGCUGCAGCAGCUGCAGCUGCAGCAGCAGCAGGGGGCUCACCUACCGACAGCAGCAUUGAACACUCUGACUACAGAGCCAAGCUCGCCCAGAUCCGUCAGAUAUAUCAUUCUGAGCUGGAGAAAUAUGAGCAGGCCUGCAGUGAGUUCACCAACCAUGUUAUGAACUUGCUGAGGGAGCAGUCUCGCACACGACCCAUCUCUCCCAAGGAGAUUGAGCGCAUGGUGGCCAUAAUCCAUCGUAAAUUCAGCUCCAUUCAGAUGCAGCUCAAACAGAGCACCUGCGAGGCCGUCAUGAUUCUGCGUUCACGCUUCCUUGAUGCCAGACGCAAAAGACGCAACUUCAACAAGCAAGCUACAGAAGUUCUGAACGAGUAUUUCUACUCCCACUUGUCCAACCCUUACCCUAGUGAGGAAGCAAAGGAGGAACUGGCCAAAAAGUGUGGGAUCACUGUGUCUCAGGUCUCUAAUUGGUUUGGCAACAAGAGAAUACGUUACAAGAAGAACAUUGGUAAGUUCCAGGAGGAAGCAAACCUCUACGCAGUCAAAACAGCGGUGGAUGCUGCCAAUGUGUCAGCGCAGGCUAGCCAGGCUAACUCUCCGGCAACGCCCAACUCAGGUGACACUUACCUUGGCUUGCAUUCCCUCAAUGGUGAAGGUCUGAACUUCACCCCCUCUCUACAGCCUCAGGUGGAUACCCUGCACCGUGUUACACACCUGACGGGCGGUUAUGAGGCGUUGUCAAGUAGUGGACUCUUCAGCCCUCAUCGUCUCGAUGCUAACAGCUGGCAGGACACCACCAACCCCCCCUCAGUUACCUCCCCUCCCGGUCCUCCUGGCAGCGUACACUCAGACACUUCCAACUGAUUUGGUGGUUCUCCCCGCUUUUACUUCAUUCCCACUGCGUCUGCUCUACGAUCUUUUGUCCCAGUUUCUUAUUGCUCCCUUGUCGACAAGCCGCACGAGGCUGUAAACACAUCUCACACACACUUGCUGUGCUGGAACACGAGACAGCCCACAGAAACCGAGGCUUCCUCCCUUCAACUCCAUUCUAGUGCUCCAGUCUUCUAAGCCAGAACUGAGGAGUGGAGCACACUGAUGCUGUCAAGAACUGAUUGGAAACCACUGAUCCAGCUGUGUAGAUGAUCGUGUUGUCUGUACAUUAUGUGUAUCUGCACGUUACCUUGACACAGGACUCGAACAGCUUGUUCGUGUGCGGCUGACACCUACACUCGACUCGCUGCUUUGGGAACCCGUGUGGAAUUGCCCGUAUCUGCUCAAGCCUUGGGACCUGACAGCCUGACUGUGGAUAUGGACCACCAGGGAGCUCUGCUCACCUUGCUUGUACCAAAGUGCUGCCCCAGUGUUCCUCUACGAUUACCCCCUGCCAGCUCGACACAAGACACCGUUGCGUCGUCUUGUCCUUACAACUUGGUGUAUCAUUCUAAGUUUGAUGUGAAAAACUGAUAAAUGCACAAACGUGCAUGCAAAUACCCCCCAUAACCUACAUAUCACACGUUUUUCAGCUGUUUUCAUACCGAGCUGACAUUGAACAGGUGUGUCAAGCACAAAUGUUAGCAUCCUUGUUAUGAGUUUGUACCUUUUUAGGAAGGUAGUUGGGUCACUGUUCUAAACAGGGCAGGGCAAGUGAUCACGGCUGGUGAGAGGAGCAGAUCUUUGGUUAAGUGGGUGUAAUUAAUAGCCCUUUGUGUUGCUAACCAUAGAGGGUGUUGUUAGAUGGCUUGUAGACUUCUUACUUUCUUGUCCACUAGUUUAUUUGAUUGUAGGCUUUUUUCUAAUGCUGUUUCACCAAGAAUGCACCAGCCACCACCAAAAAUUAGCUCAAUAAAGCAUCUUUAUGGCAGAAAGGAAGGGCAGAAAGAUUGUGGGGCAUCGAUGUGUUAUUGGGUCAAACGUGACAUGAAUUUAGAAAUGUGACUGUCUUCCAUGCAUGUAGGACUUCUAGGUGUGAAAUUGUUUUCAUUUAAUCUUCCGAGUUUGAGUUAAAUUUUUAUUAAUGAAAAAAGGUAAAAUUAUUACAGUCAGACCAAAAAUGAGAAAGUGCAUCAUGUAUCGCUCUGAUGUGUCUUCGUGGGUGUGUGUACAGGGUUCCUGGGACGUCCUAGUCAAACUGGCGAGUGUCCAUUUGAACUUUGUAGACAUUAUUUAGACUUGGUGCUUCUACCAGCUAACAUCACACAAGGUGGGCUUCAAGUGAGAUUUCCUCCCCAUCUUGUAAUGCUGAAGCUUGAGAGCCCGAGGCAACGCAUCACCACCUGUUAUACCAAAACCAAAAAUACCAAGUUCAGCAAUGUAGUAAUGUUACUCCGUCUCUUUAAAGUUGGUGCACAGCCAUUUUCUAAGUUUGAGGUAAGGAGGGAGUUAUAUUUGUGUCUGUGUCUCUUUGUGGUGUUGUCAUGCCUCAAGUCGUUUUCAGUUUUUGGAUGUUUUGUUAGGGGCUUCAUAAAGGUUCUGGGUGAAAGGUCAUCACGCCUGAGCGUCAAAGGAAUGCUUUUAUUCAUCAUUUAAUAUCCUCCAGUAAAACCUACCUUUUCUUCUGUGGCCAAUUAGGCAAGGGCUUCUUUCCUGUUACCAAAAAAGGCAGGUGGUGUGUGGUAAAGCUCCCAACUUUAAAACAAACCUGCAACAUUUGGGGGAUUUAACAGUUUUUGUAUAUCAACUUACCUGAACAGCGACGCAUUUUGAUAGUAAGCCUUAAAGAUUUUGUUCAAACACGUCACAGAGCAAAACCGGAGCUUGAAAGCUGGUCACAUUUGAUAUCAUGUUAAAGUUUUGGGUUUUGCUUCUCACAGCAGUUUGUACAUCUGCAUCUUGUGAGAAAUGUUAGUCACACCAAAUUAUCAUGCGUGCCCCUUUUUCUACCUGUUGUAAUGGAUGUCACUGUACAGUUUGUGUAAUGUUUCAGUAUUUUUUUUUUCCUUUUAUAAAAGUUGAGAUGUCCACAAUCUCAUAAAACACAAUAACUCUAUCAACUUAUUAUUAUUAUUUAGGUCUUUUGUUAUGUAACCAAGUUGCAAGUUGUAGGGUUAACAAAUGUGUAACACGGUGCUGUGGAACUAGUCCACACGUCAGAACCGCCGCCGUCUGCUGCAGUCACUUAAAUAUUACAGCUAAUGAUUAAAUCAGUACUUUGUGGCCCGUUCACUCUGCAGCAGAGCUGUGACUCUAAACAUGAAGUUGUUAUUUGUAAACGUUUUUCAAAUCUGUUGAUUCUGCAAGUGAUGACCUGAGUUCCACAGCACCAAAUGGCUUUAUGAACUUUAAUUUGUUUUUAUUAGUAUAUUUGUAUCGCCCUUUCUCCCCUGUAUUUACCCCUCUCUCUACCUCUGUCUUUUCCUUUCUCGUGUAUAUAACCCCGCUGUUUUCAGACUCGUGAGUCUGCAUAAACUCCUUUUAUACCUCAACUUUAGAAUCGAUCUAGAAAGAGUAAAACAAAAAUAAUAUGACAAAUUGUAGUGUUCUUAUUAGAAAAUUAAUAAAUAAUUUAGUGUGAUUUUUUUCAGUAUUUCAUUUUAGGAGUGUUUCAUUUUAUAAUUUGUCACAAAUGCUCUUGUGAUAGUCAAAUGUAAUAAAAGGAGAGAUUGCACCAUC